This is a messenger RNA of Helianthus annuus (common sunflower), 1997 nucleotides long. Its product is annotated as two-component response regulator-like APRR2. Gene Ontology annotation, molecular function: transcription cis-regulatory region binding; DNA-binding transcription factor activity. Bases 248 to 1735 code for a protein of 495 amino acids. Lineage: Eukaryota; Viridiplantae; Streptophyta; Magnoliopsida; Asterales; Asteraceae. Gene Ontology annotation, cellular component: nucleus. Gene Ontology annotation, biological process: phosphorelay signal transduction system; positive regulation of DNA-templated transcription. The record is from RefSeq and is a predicted model, not a curated record. The transcript is spliced from 12 exons.
AGCAGUUUAACAUUAACUCCAUUUCAUGAAUCAUGUGUAACUUCUUCAAUUUCCACUUAUUACAUGCCAUUUAUCAACCCCUGUUGACCCCCACCCACCCCCUCUUGUGUUCUUUCUGUUAAGUUUUCCUUUUUCCUCUCAUGUUCAUAUCUUUGGGAAGAUCUGAAAAUUUGGAGAUGAAAAGUGAUAUCUAAUAUAAUAAUAAUAAUAAUAAUGAUCUGAUGAAGUAAACGAUGCCAAACCGGCCAUGGUUUGCACUGCAGAUGAUUUGUUGGAGUGGAAAGACUUUCCAAAGGGUCUUAGAGUCUUGCUCCUUAAUGAUGACAUCAGUUCUGCAACUGAUAUAAGAUCAAAACUUGAAGAAAUGGAUUAUCUUGUUUCUACCUUCGGUAAUGAGAAUGAAGCAUUGUCAGCCAUUUCAGAUAAUUCUAGAGUCUUCCAUGUAGCAAUAGUAGAGGUGCGAGCCGACAACAAAGAUGGAAGGUUUAAAUUUCUUGAAAGCACGAAAGAUUUGCCGAAAAUCAUAACUUCAGAUGUGAAUUGCAUAAGUACCAUGAUGAAGUGCAUAGCAUUUCGAUUAUGUGUUCAGCUUGGUGCGGUUGAGUUCCUCCAGAAACCACUUUCAGAGGAUAAACUUAGAAACAUAUGGCAGCAUGUGGCUCACAAGGCGUUUAAUGCAGGACUCAAGGAUCAGUUUGAACCUAUGAAAUCUGACAAUGCUUCAUAUGGCUCUGAUCUAGAUGAUCGUUUGAAGGAAGACUUUAGUCAAAAUCAAGAGCAUGCAUCAAUUGAUGAUACAUGCCAUCAAGAUCAAGCUCACAUAUCGACUGAGAAAGUGUGUGUUGAUCAUGGUGGUGAAUCCAAAUUUGUCGAAACUGCUUGUGAUGAUUUGGCUGUUGAUACUAUUACUAUUGAAACAGACACAUCCACGAGUUUAGAGGAAGGUAUUGGGAAGCCUUUAAGCAAUGAAAGUUGUCCCGAUCAUACAAAUAAUAAGAAGCUAAAUGAAGCAUCUAAGCAUCCUAAUUCAUGCCCCACUAAAUCUAGUCGAAGGAAGAUCAAGGUUGAUUGGACUUCUGAACUACACAAAAAAUUUGUACAAGCCGUAGAACAACUUGGUGUUGAUCAAGCAAUUCCUUCGCGCAUACUAGAACUUAUGAACGUUCCGGGUUUGACUCGCCAUAAUGUAUCAAGUCAUCUCCAGAAAUAUAGAUUGCAUAGGCGACAUAUUUUGCCCAAGGAAAGCGCGCGAAAAUGGCCUCAAGUUGGACAUUCAACACCAAGAAACUACUAUCUACAGAAACCCGUUAUGGCUUACCCUCCUCCAUAUCCGUCUAACCACCCCCAAGUCUAUCCUGCUUGGCCGCCUCCACCUCAGAUGUAUUAUCCAGGUUGGCAGUCUUCGGGAAACUGGACGUGGAAUCCUUGUUCAGGGGUACAAGCUGAAGCGUGGGGCCGGCCCGCCAUACCUCCGCCAUGUACAUCUUUUCCUCAAGGUGCUGCACAAUUUCAGACCCGUAAUUCGAUCUGCCAAGCCAUUCCGAAGAACUCAUUCGACAAUUAUCCGGGAGAUGAAGUGAUUGACAAGGUUGUAAAGGAAGCAAUAAAUAAUCCAUGGCUACCCUUGCCUUUGGGCCUCAGACCUCCAUCUACUGAGAGCGUCAUUUAUGAGCUCUUGAAGCAAGGAAUCUCCACCGUUCCUCAUCAAACCAACGGAUCUCAUUCAUGCUUGUGACAUACACACACUUUCUAUAUAUAUUAUUACCAUUCACAGUAAGUAAGUAAGUAGAUCCACUUUUGAAGGCCAAAAUGGGCCUACGACUUUGAUGGUAGAGGUGGGACAAAACUUUCUGUUGUGGUUUGAAUUUUGAUCCUGAGCUAAAACCUUUUUGUGGCUUGUUAUGUGCAUCAAAACUAGUACCUUGUUCUGGAUUUAUUAAAGUCAACUUUGGAGCAAUAGCGACAGUUAUGAUGGAAAGUCUGCUUUAUUGGAUGCC